Trichoderma citrinoviride is the source of this 1317-nucleotide messenger RNA. RefSeq names its product phosphopyruvate hydratase. Gene Ontology annotation, molecular function: magnesium ion binding; phosphopyruvate hydratase activity. The transcript has 5 exons. NCBI's taxonomy places the organism in Eukaryota, Fungi, Ascomycota, Sordariomycetes, Hypocreales, Hypocreaceae. Gene Ontology annotation, biological process: glycolytic process. The coding region runs from base 1 to 1317 and encodes 438 amino acids. Gene Ontology annotation, cellular component: phosphopyruvate hydratase complex. The record is from RefSeq and is a predicted model, not a curated record.
AUGGCCAUUACCAAGGUUCACGCUCGCUCCGUCUACGACUCCCGUGGCAACCCCACCGUGGAGGUCGACCUCGUCACUGACACUGGCCUGCACCGCGCCAUUGUCCCCUCCGGUGCCUCUACCGGCCAGCACGAGGCUGUCGAGCUUCGCGAUGGCGACAAGGCCAAGUGGGGUGGCAAGGGUGUCACCAAGGCCGUCGAGAACGUCAACACCAUCAUUGGCCCCGCUCUGAUCAAGGAGAACCUUGAUGUCAAGGACCAGUCCAAGGUCGACGAGUUCCUCAACAGCCUUGACGGCACCCCCAACAAGGGCAAGCUCGGUGCCAACGCCAUCCUCGGUGUCAGCUUGGCUGUCGCCAAGGCCGGUGCCGCUGAGAAGAACGUUCCCCUGUACGCCCACAUCUCCGACCUGGCCGGAACCAAGAAGCCCUAUGUCCUUCCCGUUCCCUUCAUGAACGUCCUCAACGGCGGUUCCCACGCCGGUGGCCGUCUUGCCUUCCAGGAGUUCAUGAUUGUUCCUUCAGAGGCUCCCAGCUUCUCCGAGGCCCUUCGCCAGGGGUCCGAGGUCUACCAGAAGCUGAAGACCUUGGCCAAGAAGAAGUACGGCCAGUCCGCUGGCAACGUUGGCGACGAGGGUGGUGUCGCUCCCGAUAUCCAGACUGCCGACGAGGCUCUCGAGCUCAUCACCGACGCCAUUGAGCAGGCCGGCUACACUGGCAAGAUGAAGAUUGCCAUGGACGUUGCCUCCAGCGAGUUCUACAAGGAGGACGCCAAGAAGUACGACCUCGACUUCAAGAACCCCGACAGCGACCCUACCAAGUGGAUCACCUACGAGGAGCUCGCCGCCAUGUACUCCGACCUCUGCAAGAAGUACCCCAUUGUCAGCAUUGAGGAUCCCUUUGCUGAGGAUGACUGGGAGGCCUGGAGCUACUUCUACAAGACUCAGGACAUCCAGAUUGUCGGUGAUGACCUGACUGUCACCAACCCCAUCCGCAUCAAGAAGGCCAUCGAGCUCAAGGCCUGCAAUGCCCUCCUCCUCAAGGUCAACCAGAUCGGUACCUUGACUGAGUCUAUCCAGGCCGCCAAGGACUCGUACGCCGACGGCUGGGGCGUCAUGGUCUCCCACCGAUCUGGUGAGACUGAGGAUGUCACCAUUGCCGACAUCUCUGUCGGUAUCCGUGCUGGUGAGAUCAAGACUGGUGCUCCCGCCCGAUCUGAGCGUCUGGCCAAGCUUAACCAGAUCCUCCGUAUUGAGGAGGAGCUCGGUGACCUUGCCGUCUACGCUGGCACCAACUUCCGCAACGCCGUCAACCUGUAA